Molecule: messenger RNA, 2316 nt
Organism: Ictalurus furcatus (blue catfish)
Lineage: Eukaryota; Metazoa; Chordata; Actinopteri; Siluriformes; Ictaluridae
Product: sialoadhesin-like
Exons: 10
Coding region: 1-2100 (699 amino acids)
Biological process (GO): cell surface receptor signaling pathway
Molecular function (GO): transmembrane signaling receptor activity
Source: RefSeq, a predicted model, not a curated record
AUGGACGUUCUGGCCACCAGUACUUUUCUCAUAACAGAUGGUAGGUGUGUUGUGCCCCUGAGUGAGCUGUGCCAACCGCCAUAUGGGCCCAGACGAAGAGUUCCUGUCGAAAAACCCAAACCGACUGUGAGAGUGAAUCCUCAGAGCUCCGUCUACACUGGAGACAGAGUUACUCUGAGAUGUAAUCUGCUGUCUAAUGGAUGGACUUUUCUCUGGUACAAAGACCGAGUCCAAGUAGCUGAAGACACUGACACACUCCAUGAUACAGUCUCUAAUGCAGGAGAAACAGUGUAUCAGUGUAAAGCACGCAGAGGAAACUACGACUCAGAGCUCAGUGAUCCAGUUACAGUUACAGUUAGAGCGCUCCCAAAACCUGUGGUGUCCAUAAAUCCUGAUGAACAGGUGUACAGAGGAGAGACUGUCACUCUCAGAUGUGACAUACAGGAUGAAGAGGACUCUGACUGGAUCUACAGCUGGUAUAAAGAUGGUUCUGGUGUCAGUAGUGCACAGGAGUACAGAAUCAGUAGUGCUGAAACAUCUCAUGCAGAAAAACCUAAACCUGAACUCACACCAAGUCGUGAAGGAGCUGUACUGAAAGGAAACUACGUGACUCUGUCCUGUACACUGAAGCUGCAGUCUGCUGGAUGGAAGUUUUACUGGAUCAAACCCACACAGAGCACUGAGACUGAGACUGAAACACACCACUACAUCUUCAGAUCAGUUAGAGUCUCUGAUGGGGGUCAGUACAGGUGCAGAGCUGGAAGAGGAAACCCAGUCUACUACACACACUACAGUGAUGCACUCUGGGUAAAUGUUACUGAGAGUCCUAAAGCUGUGGUGACCAUAAAGCCUGAUAAACAUGUGUUCAGAGGAGAGACUGUGACUCUCAGAUGUGAAAUACAGGGAGGAGGAGACACUGAGUGGAAAUACAGCUGGUAUAAGAAUGAUAAAACACUCUACCCCACAACACAGGAGUUCAGCUUCAGCUCAGUUAUAAAUGGUAACAGUGGUAAAUACACCUGCAUAGGGAGGAGAAGCAGUGACUCUCAGAGCUCAGAGAUCAGUGAUGCUGUUACACUCACUGUAUCAGAUGCAGCAGAGGCAGUAGUGAGUGUGUCUCCACUGCGCUGGCUGACUGAAGGAGACUCAGUGACUCUAAGCUGUGAGGUUAAACACUCCUCUACAGGCUGGACGUUCAGCUGGUACACAGAGGUUCCCUCCAGAGACAGUCAGGGUUCCCUCAGGUACAGUACAGCGCUCCUCUCAGACAGCAGCAGAGGAUCUGGAGGCUCCUACACUCUCAGUCCUGUUACUGUGAAUCACACAGGAGUUUAUAUGUGCAGAGCAGAGAGAGGAGAACCAGUCUUUCACACACAGGACAGUAACCUACAGCCACUGUGCAUCACUGGUAAAUCAUCUCCAGUGUCUCUGAUCAUCAAUCCCAACAGACCUCAACACUUUACUGCUGACUCUCUCUCACUGAGCUGUGAGGACCAGAGUGACUCUACUGGAUGGACAGUGAGAAGAUACACACACAGUGAGACAGUGUCUGAUUGUCCUUCAGUUUCAGGAUCUACAUGUAACAUCAGCUCCCUCUCUACAUCACACACUGGAGUUUACUGGUGUCAGUCUGAAUCUGGAGGAUGCAGUAAUUCUGUCAACAUCACAGUGCACAAUGGUCAUGUGAUCCUGGUGAGUCCUGUCCAUCCUGUGACUGAGGGACAUCCUCUGAUUUUACAUUGUUUAUCUCGCAACUCAAAGACCUCAGAUUCUGGUGUUGAUUUCUAUAAAGAUGGUUCAGUCCUGCAGAAGAAGACUACAGGAGAGAUGACCAUCAGUACUGUGUCAAAGUCAGAUGAAGGUUUCUACCACUGUAAACACCCAGAGAGAGGAGAGUCACUGAAAACCUGGGUUUCAGUCAGAGGUCGGUCACAUGCAGAAGCUCUAAUGUCAGUGCUCAGACUGAUCAGUAGUCUAGUGACGGUCUCUGUGUAUCUGCAGCUGACCAUCAUUCUGGCAGUGAAGUGUUACAGAGCUCGAGGUAAGAACAAUUUCAAUCAUGUUCAUAAUUCAGAAAUAGUGCAGAAGGAUAUUGAAUGAUUUAGUAAACUCCAUUACUCUGCCAUGGAAAUGUGUGUUAUGUAAUGAAGCUAUUUUUGUAUGAUUUAGAAAGCAGGAUGUUGAUAUGGCUUUAGGCAAUCAUUAAAAAUGGGAUGUUAUAAUUAAAAGAGAGUCAUUGAUCAACAUUAUUAAUAUAAUUAUUGUUUAUUUUCAAACACAGCAUUCUCUUAGUACAUUCCUAAAAAAUAUUCAUCC